GACCAACUUCUUGAUUCUUGACCAUCACAUCACAUCCCCAUCCCGCUGGCUCACUUCUGUUUGUGUUGGUGGUGCCCCCACGUCUGUCUUUGGCUCGGCGCGUGCGUACAUCGUCUCCUUCUGUUUGUCUAUAGAUGCCCCUCUUCCUCUCAUAAUGCUUAGUCGUGCCGUACUGUCUCUGACGAGGCCAAACGUCCUCACCUCGACCGUUCGAGCCUCCACUGUAUCCGUGCCCCAUGCGCGCUGGUACGCAAAGAACAACAAGCCCAAGACCCCAUACAAGCUCCCUCAUCAGUCCAACAAGGCCGCCAAGUCCGAACAACCGGCCAAGCCUUCCUCUCAGAAAGAAUACUCCGCGGAGCAAGCUGAAUUCGAUACCAAGGCUGAACCGGCUGCCGAAGCUUCCGAGACCGGUUCCACAGCUCCCCAGAAAGAUACACCCCAAAAACCUCUUCCCGAUCUCACCCAGGGUAUUCCCUCCACCCUUGCCGCAGAAUUGGAAGCCCGCUCGAAGAACCGCGGCUCCACCACCCUGAAUCUCACUGAGGACCCAACGCGUGCGGAUGAAUACGAUGAUGGCGGUCGCGGCGAUGUCCCCAACUACGAAUCGUCUCUCGACCGCAAGCGCGCCCGCAUGGCCAACCUGGUCUACGUCAUGGUCCUGUUCGCAGGUGCCGGUGGUGUAGCAUACCUGGGCCGGAACUGGGAGACCGAGGAGGAAGAGAAGGCUCACCCCGAUGUUCCCUCGGGUUGGGGUUUGGGACUUAUGUAUAGCCGUGCUAAGGCCCGCUUGAGUGACAUCACCAGUUACUACAAGGACCCGGCUUUCACCAAGCUGCUUCCCGACGAAGAUCCCAACCUGCGCCAGCCUUACACCCUCGUGCUGAGUCUGGAAGACCUUCUGGUGCACAGCGAGUGGAGUCGUGAGCAUGGCUGGCGUGUAGCCAAGCGACCGGGUGUCGACUACUUCCUCCGCUACCUCAACCAGUACUACGAACUCGUCCUCUUCACUAGCGUGCCCAGCAUGAUGGCCGACCAGGUGCUCCGGAAGCUCGACCCCUACCGCAUCAUCCGCUGGCCUUUGUUCCGUGAAGCCACCAAGUACAAGGACGGAGAGUACAUCAAGGACCUGUCCUACCUGAACCGUGACCUGUCCAAGGUUAUCUUGAUCGACACCAAGGAGGAACAUGCCCGCCUGCAGCCCGAGAACGCCGUCAUUCUCGACAAGUGGCACGGUGACUCCAAGGACAAGACCCUGGUCGCGCUGAUCCCCUUCCUGGAAUACCUUGCCGGUAUGGGUGUGGAGGAUGUGCGUACCGUCAUCAAGUCCUUCGAGGGCACCCAGAUCCCCGUGGAGUUUGCCAAGCGUGAGAAGGCCAUGCGCGAGCGCUUCGAAAAGGAACUGGCCGAGGAGCAGAAGAAGCGCCCCCGCAGCGGCUUGGGCGGUUUCGCCUCUGCCCUUGGACUGAAGUCCGGCCGCACGCUGGACGGUGAGCAGAGCCCCUCGGAGGGCCUUGCCCAGGGUAAGAUGCUGUGGGACCAGAUCCGCGAGCGCGGCCAGAAGAACUACGAGAUGAUCGAGAAGGAGAUCCGCGAGAACGGCGAGAAGUGGCUGGCGGAGAUGGCCGCAGAGGAGGAGAAGGCCCGUCAGGAGCAGAUGGCGAUGAUGAAGGGUUCCUUCACCGGCAUGUUCGGUGCCGGUCCCAAGAAGGAGUAAAUCAGCCAUUGAGCAUGACAGUGGCGUUCACGGAGCGCUUGCAAUGACUUUCCUCUCUCUUCUCCCAAUCACGGAGUUAUUAUAAUGUAUAACCGAGAUGCUGUUUUGUUCUUGGGAACGGGGUUCACUUUAGAGGGUUCUUUGGUUCCUGUACCUCACAGGUUCCGUUGUAAAAUAGCAUUUGGUUGUGUAUUUGCAUGUAUAAAUUGAAUCAUUUUAAUGUC
Messenger RNA from Aspergillus sclerotioniger CBS 115572, 1941 nucleotides. Its product is annotated as protein translocase subunit TIM50. NCBI's taxonomy places the organism in Eukaryota, Fungi, Ascomycota, Eurotiomycetes, Eurotiales, Aspergillaceae. Gene Ontology annotation, molecular function: phosphoprotein phosphatase activity. The coding region runs from base 155 to 1717 and encodes 520 amino acids. The transcript is spliced from 3 exons. The record is from RefSeq and is a predicted model, not a curated record.